Messenger RNA from Clupea harengus (Atlantic herring), 2607 nucleotides. It is a transcript of the gene tnnc2.1, whose product is annotated as troponin C2, fast skeletal type, tandem duplicate 1. Lineage: Eukaryota; Metazoa; Chordata; Actinopteri; Clupeiformes; Clupeidae. The record is from RefSeq and is a predicted model, not a curated record. Gene Ontology annotation, molecular function: calcium ion binding. Gene Ontology annotation, cellular component: myosin II complex.
UCUUUUGCACGGUUAGGAUAAUUCCUGAUCGUGACAUUUAUUGUACCAUGCUGACCUUGUAUUGGCAGAUGGACAGAACAGUUUGAGCUGCUGGCAGGGAGAGUGUUUGAUUCUUCCGACUCUCAAUUUCUCCUCAUAUCCUCAGCGUGCUUUUAAUUGUUGACAAUUCUAUGGAAGAGGGAUCCCAUUUCAGGGUGGUCUGUGCGGUGUGGUGGUGAUGCACUACACAUGGGCCAUAACUACAGUAACUGUCUUAAUAUAGAGAAUAAGCUGGCUAUGAAGGGGCUGACAGGAUAGGUACACAUCCCUUCUUGAGAUCCGAUCUGAGGAGGAAGAUGAAAAAUUGAAUGGCUUAAAAUUCUGCAUGAUUCACAGACCAAACAGCACCACAGUGAUUAUAGAAGACUAACAUACAAUAAAAGCAAUCACUGUCAGCAGUAUGCACUAAUCUCCGCAUUUUAUUUGUUGAAUGUUAGGUAAUGUUUUUGCAUUUACUGGCAGAUUUAUAUAUAUUUUUGAUGAAAAAUUACAGUUCUUCCUUUAAAACAUCUUCUGUUUCUUUAGAAAUGUACAGUGGAAGAUGUGAAAUAGAAAGCAGAAAGCUUUUAAGGUUUCAACAGCUUAUCUGUGUCUAGAAAGCAGUCUGAAAUUGCAAAAUUCACACUUUUGUUUUGUCUUCAAUAGAUUUUUUUUUUUUUUUGAUACUCAACCUAUUCAGUAGUAUUUGCAGUCGUGUUGGGGAACAUGUGGAAAAUAUUUAGGGCUUUGAAUCAUACCAGAUGUUUUUCUGUUACCAGUAAAAUCACUUGAUCUGAUCAGACUCAAGAAACAUGUUUCUAAAGUUACUUGUCAGCUUUGCACCUCUAUCACUUCCUCCCAUUCAAAUGAUCAACGGCCUUGAAGACAAGGCAUCUCCCAAGGAAUUCCUUUUUUUUCUCUUCUCUUUCUCUUCUCUUUCAGCCGACUGACGCCCAAGCUGAUGCUCGCUCCUUCUUAAGCGAGGAAAUGGUUGCAGAGUUCAAGGCUGCCUUCGAUUUGUUCGACAGUGAUGGUGGUGGUGAUAUCAGCACCAAGGAGUUGGGUCAGGUCAUGAGAAUGUUGGGUCAGAACCCAAGCAGGGAAGAACUGGACGCCAUUAUUGAAGAGGUUGAUGAGGAUGGCAGUGGAACCAUCGACUUUGAGGAGUUCUUAGUCAUGAUGGUGCAGCUGCUCAAAGAGGACCAGGACGGAAAGUCAGAGGAGGAACUGUCGGAGUGUUUCCGCGUGUUUGACAAGAAUGGGGAUGGGUGGAUUGAUCGUGAGGAGUUUGGGGAGAUUAUGACGGCCACAGGAGAGCCAAUUAACGAGGACGAGGUGGACGAGCUGAUGGGUGAUGCAGACACAAACAAAGAUGGCAAGAUCGAUUUCGAUGAGUUCCUGAAGAUGAUGGAGAACGUACAAUAGAUUCAAACCACAUUCCUUCGUGCCCCAUUCUUUACAAGAUGCUUAUGCUGACCUCCCUAAUGGGUGAGAAGAAAGAAACAAACACCUUGGAUACAAAGAGAAUGAAGAAUGAAGUCCAUCAUAUCAAAGUUAAAGGGGAGUCCUAAUGAAUUCAAAGAAACUGAGAUGACUAAUCUAACGUAUCAUGCUGCCAACACUUUUCUGGAGAUGGUUGCUGGUGGACAUCUAUAAAUAACCAUAUGAAACCCUUGAGGUGGACAGCCAAACACUCCCCCCAUAUCCACACACACCCUUGAGACACUUUCCCUCCCACCCCAUGCCUCCCCUUCAGCUGUCUCCUUCCACACCUGCUAGUUCUUGAGACAUACCCCUCCACCCUACCCCCUUAUUUGAGUCUCCUCUGGCUCCCUCGUUCCUUGCCCCACCCUCUGUGAAAUGUUUCAAAAUAAACCAGCUUCCAUCUUUGCCUCAGCUCCCACCUCAAUGUUAUAUCUUAAUGUUAAAGAGACUAAAAUUAUGUAAACGCUCAGAAAAUAUACAGUGUACUUCAUGAAGCGUGUGUGUCCAGGGGUUUUAUUUUCUUCUUGACUUAAAAAGCAGACCUGGUUGAGAAAACAAAAUUGGCAGAGCUUCUCUAUACUUGAUAGCAAUUACUGGAAUGUUGUUUUUAAUGUAUAACUUACAUUCAUUUCUAGUAAAUUUUCAUGUCAUUGUUACAAGUUUGUGCAUCAUAUUUUGUUUUUGUAGCCUCAUUGUCCAUGCUUCAUACCCAAAUAUUGUAUGUGCAAGAGACGUGCCAUCACAUUUUCAUGAGACUAAACCACCUUCCCUUCCCCUCCCCUCUCCAUCCACCAUCCUCUGCACUCCUUUGGGUCACAGAUCAUGUUUCCACAUCAUCAACAGUCUUCUCUCCCCACAAAAGUAUACAACAUCCAUGUGGCUUGUCCAUAGGCAGAGAGACCAAAUGUCUGCAUCCACACUUAAUUUCUUUCUUCAUAUCAGUGAUAUCUCCAUAACGGACGUAUUUCACAUACUCUUAUACCCACAAUACUUACCUUUUAUGUGUUACUUGUAACACCAGUUAGAUGUUUAUGCGUCUUAGUGUCUUUUGGUAGACAGCUAGUCAGGACAAAGUCAAGUAAACAUUUGUUUAAAAAAAAAAAA